Messenger RNA from Engraulis encrasicolus (European anchovy), 2130 nucleotides. It is a transcript of the gene ddx39b, whose product is annotated as DEAD (Asp-Glu-Ala-Asp) box polypeptide 39B. Bases 130 to 1443 code for a protein of 437 amino acids. The transcript has 11 exons. Gene Ontology annotation, biological process: mRNA splicing, via spliceosome; mRNA export from nucleus. Gene Ontology annotation, molecular function: RNA binding; RNA helicase activity; ATP binding. NCBI's taxonomy places the organism in Eukaryota, Metazoa, Chordata, Actinopteri, Clupeiformes, Engraulidae. The record is from RefSeq and is a predicted model, not a curated record.
AAAACGCACGGGUCCUCUUCGUGUGUUUGGCGCAAUUGAAUGACGUUGCUAGUGCAUCAGAUGAAAAGUAACCUGAUACGAAUUGCUGCGUAAAUUUAAGAGGUAUCACUCUCCGUGUGCACUGUCACUAUGACCGAGAAUGAUGUGGAGAACGAGUUGUUGGACUACGAGGAGGAUGAGGUUGACACCGCGGGGAGUGUCGGUGACGGAGCCCUGGUCGGGGUAGGGGGCGACCCGUUAUCCAUACGGAAAGAGGCGGUAAAGGGCUCCUACGUGUCCAUCCACUCGUCCGGCUUCCGAGACUUUCUGCUGAAGCCCGAGUUGCUGAGAGCCAUCGUGGACUGCGGCUUCGAGCAUCCUUCCGAAGUUCAACAUGAGUGCAUUCCCCAGGCCAUCUUGGGGAUGGAUGUGUUGUGUCAGGCCAAGUCUGGAAUGGGCAAGACAGCUGUCUUCGUCCUGGCCACCCUGCAACAGCUCGAGCCUGUCACUGGGCAGGUGUCGGUCCUGGUGAUGUGCCACACGAGAGAACUGGCCUUCCAGAUCAGCAAGGAGUACGAGCGCUUCUCCAAGUAUAUGCCCACUGUUAAGGUGGCCGUGUUCUUUGGGGGUCUGUCCAUCAAGAAGGACGAGGAGGUUUUGAAGCGAGAGAGUCCCCACGUGGUGGUGGGCACGCCGGGACGCAUCCUGGCCCUCUCCCGCAACAAGAGCCUCAACCUGCGCCACAUCAAACAUUUCAUCUUGGAUGAAUGUGACAAGAUGCUCGAACAGCUUGACAUGCGUCGAGAUGUGCAGGAGAUUUUUCGCAUGACCCCCCAUGAGAAGCAAGUGAUGAUGUUCAGCGCCACACUCAGCAAAGAGAUCCGCCCCGUCUGCCGGAAGUUCAUGCAAGAUCCGAUGGAGGUGUUUGUGGACGACGAGACCAAGCUGACGCUGCACGGCCUGCAGCAGUACUACGUCAAGCUCAAGGACAACGAGAAGAACCGCAAGCUCUUCGACCUGCUUGACGUGCUCGAGUUCAACCAGGUGGUGAUCUUUGUGAAGUCUGUGCAGCGCUGCAUUGCUCUCGCUCAGCUGCUGGUGGAGCAGAACUUUCCAGCCAUCGCCAUCCACCGAGGCAUGCCACAGGAGGAGAGGCUGUCCCGUUACCAGCAGUUUAAGGAUUUCCAGCGUCGUAUCCUGGUGGCUACCAACCUGUUUGGCCGUGGCAUGGACAUAGAGAGAGUCAACAUCGCCUUUAACUACGACAUGCCCGAGGACUCGGACACAUACCUGCACAGGGUGGCACGUGCGGGCCGCUUCGGGACAAAGGGUCUGGCCAUCACCUUUGUGUCAGACGAGACUGACGCCCGCAUCCUGAACGACGUGCAGGACCGCUUCGAAGUCAACAUCAGCGAGCUGCCUGAAGAAAUCGACAUCUCCACUUACAUUGAACAGACCCGAUGAAGCGACGUCGAAGGCUGACGGGAGAUGUGGACAUGCAGAGUCGUAGGCAUGGGCAGCUAGCUGUGAUAUCCAGCUGCAGAGGUGUAUAUUUUACAAGUGGAAGUACUCUUACCGGUGUAAUUACUACAGCAGUAUAUGACCUUGCAUAGCUCACCAUACUUACCAGUUAUUCCACUGUAACUAAAGAGGAAGAUGCACCGUAAGGGUACUUCUACUUUUACCUUCUACAACUCUGUCUAGUUGUAACUAACUCUGUUCAGGGGGAGUAGACUUCCGUGUGUUGACCUGGGCUCUGGCCUUAGGGUCUCUAGUCAUGAUGUUAGUAGGCUUUAGGUUCCCCCACCCCACAUCCCUCUACUGAACACCAAAAACCCUGACGUUCUCUCCGAGUGAUAAUAAUGCGCUUCUGCCCGUGACACAAUGUUCCUUGUGUGUUUGUUUACCGUUGUGGGAGUGAAAUUGUUAAGAGCAAUGUGGUGUUUUGGGUUGUUUUUCUUUGUUUUUUUGGGGUUUUUUUUACAUCACAUUAAGAUGUUUCCAAAUGUUAUGGUAGUGAUGUACCUGUGGCAGACUGUGAUGAUGGCCGUGGCCGGUGAUUUAAAACCUGUCAUUUGUAGCAGUUUGUAGCUUGUGGUAUUUAUGCAUCACUUGCUUGACACAAAUAAAUAACAACAGUGUUUUUGUCUA